This is a messenger RNA of Pipra filicauda (Wire-tailed manakin), 4559 nucleotides long. It is a transcript of the gene MFAP3, whose product is annotated as microfibril associated protein 3. The transcript has 3 exons. The record is from RefSeq and is a predicted model, not a curated record. NCBI's taxonomy places the organism in Eukaryota, Metazoa, Chordata, Aves, Passeriformes, Pipridae. The coding region runs from base 252 to 1274 and encodes 340 amino acids.
GGGGGAAGCGCGUCCGGUGGCGGGGCCGGCGGAGCUGCGGGACGGGCCGGGCCCGGCACCUCGUCCCGUCGGACUUCCAGUUUCCACUUCAAAUAUUGAUGGUCUUGAAAGUGCAUUUGGAUUCAAGACCUUUUUCCAUCACAGAACAAAUCAAGAGCCUCCUCUCCUAUCUCAGAGCAAUACAGACAACUUAAUAUCGUAUGACCUCGUUUCUCCAAAUUAAAUGAAAAAAGAAUUUUCACUAGCUUUCCAUGAAGCUCAGCUACUGCCUGUUAAUUUUGACUGUUAGUGCUGAUUUUUCAGUUGGAUUGACAGUGGAAAAUGUAGCUUUUAACAGGACAGUUGCUUUUGGGUCUUUCAAUGCAUCACUUCCUGCAGUGUCUCAAGCUUUAAUAAGUUCUCCAGCACACCAUGAUAUCAUAGCCAAAGAGGGGACCAGUAUUUUAAUUGAAUGUAAACUGAACAUCAGCCAGUAUGAACAUAUCCUUUGGUAUAACUCCAGGGGACACCUGCUUGAACAGCAAGAUGGUGACCGGUGGAGGAUUGCUGAUAAUUCCCUUAACAUCACAAAGGUCAGCUUUGCUGACCGGGGCCGAUACACGUGUGCAGGCAUUAACCAUCAGGAGACCUUGUAUUACACAGUCACUCUGAGGGUUAUCUUCACCUCAGGAGACAUGAGUAUCUACUACAUGAUUGUGUGCCUCGUUGCCUUUGCCAUCACCCUCAUUUUGAACAUAACCCGUCUGUGCAUGAUGAGCAGCCACCUCCGCAAGACAGAGAAGGCGAUCAAUGAGUUCUUCAGGACAGAAGGGGCUGAGAAGCUUCAGAAGGCUUUUGAAAUAGCCAAGCGUAUCCCUAUCAUUACAUCUGCCAAAACACUGGAGCUGGCCAAAGUCACUCAGUUUAAGACCAUGGAGUUUGCUCGGUACAUCGAAGAGCUUGCCAGAAGCAUUCCCCUCCCACCUCUGAUCCUUAACUGCAGGGCGUUCAUGGAGGAGAUCUUCGAGGCUGUGCGAGUCGACGAUCCCGAUGAAGUCGGCAAGGAGGACAAGGAGUCCCAAGGCUGCGGUGCCCAGGCUGCGAUAUUCCCCAUCAACCCGGAGAUGAAGCGCAGCGAUUCCCCAGCCGGGGAUUCCGACGACGGUUCCAUGAGCGAGCAGGGCCAGGAGAUCGCCGUGCAGGUGUCCAUCCACCCGCAGUCCGAGGUGCAGAGCAUCGACACUGUUUCCCACGACAGCUGCCAGUUUGCGCCUUCUGAGGAAGGCACCUGCUGAGUCCAGCAAUCCAAGGGGGUGAAGGAAGCUGGGGUGACCCAAGGAUACUGUGAGAAAGGGGUCUGCAAACAAGCUGCCUCAGUCCCACGUGCACAACAGUUUUCCAAAUUGCAAGAUGCCAGAAAUCUGUAUUUCCUUUCAGUGUUGAUCUAACGAGUUCAGUCUGUUAGAAGAGGCCACUUGGAACGUUGUGCGGGGGCUUUUCUUUUUAAAGCAGGCUUGUUAUACUUAAAACAGUUCCUGCAAAACAGGAGUUCUUUGUCCUUGGCUCCUUGGUAGCUUCUGAUACUUCUGAUCUGUGUUAGAACUGGCCAAGCUGAGCAGUACAACUUGCAAUAAGGUCUUUUCCUUUGUGAAUUCUUUCUUUCUUCACAAAGUUGAGCCGAAAUUCCUUUGAGUCAGUGUUGUCCCGGUGAUUCAAGUUGUGUGCUCUUUUUGAGUUGCCUCUUGGUGCGUGCAGCCCAUCACAACCAUGGUGAGCUUGAACAAAUCUGUUUUGUGUCCCGUGCUUCUAUGUUGCUAUCAAAAUGUACUGUACUUAGGAAAAGUACCAGGGUCUGCUGCUGGAUUAAACAAAUUGCUGUAGUUUCAAAGCAGCUUAGAGAACAACGAGGGGGUCUCAGUUUUCCAUGCAUCUGCAGGAAACUUGUACAUACUCUAGAAGCUUGUUGCUUAAACUUGGUGCUGAUGCCAAAGCGCCUUACCCUGGUUCUGUCCCACAGAAUGGAGCAGUAACAGCACUGCCAGCACUGCCUGGCUUUUGACUUUGCUGAUUUCACUCACUACAGAAAAAUCCAAAGUUUUAUAUUGUAUUUGACAUUGUUGUGAGAAAUGAAUGACAGUAAUCACAUAGUGGCAUAACUAAUAAAUAAGUUCAUCUAUAGACAGGUGUCUCAGGCACUUCUUUCUGAGCAUUUUAAAUUCUGAGCAUUAUCAUAAAGCAGGUAAAAAGUAGUGACACUUGCUCUGCUCUGGCUAGUACCGUCAGAAGACAGUGGCAGAGAGAGGGGGUGGUGGAGGGACUGGCUGAGCUGUUUGCCAGCCCGUGUUUACAGGUGUGGAGUUUACAGGGUGUAGCCCAGCCUUAUCCACUGAAGAGGGUGGCGGAAGGGAGAGGUGCCGGUGCUGACAUACGUACACACACAAGUACUUCACCGAGGAUCUCCCACGUGGCUUCUUCAGCUGUAGAGAUCCAGCCUCCAGGAAUCAGAGUGCACACAAGAAUCUAGUUUCUUCUUUCACUCUUUGGUGCUGUUUUUUUUUCCUCCUUAACAUUUGUAAGUUGCAUCACUUAAAUAGCAUUUUCUAUCCUGUUGAGAUUUAGUAGAUGUAAAGCUUGUAAGCACUCCACAAAUUAAUUUCUUACAACUACUGGAAGCGUAUUGCCAUAUAAUUUUAACAACUUGGCAACAGGAGCACCAUUUAAUUUCCCACAACUCUUUUUUCUUUCCUUAUUAUUACAGAAAUGUCAGUUGAACAAGUGAUUCUGGACGGCUGCUCAGGAUUCUUGAGAGGAUUUGACAUUAGAUUUACAAGAGUAGAGGUAGAAAACAAGCAGGCAGAGUGGUAAUAGCAGGGUGGGGCCAUCUAUGGUUAUUCACGCUCUGAACGAAUUAUAGUUAUCAUAUCAUAUCAGAGAGGGGGAAAUGACAGCAUCUGUUACCAUUUUAAACUACCUUCUGGGGAAAGUCCUGCAGUCAGCCACCAGUAAAUGCACCCUAGUUGCCUUCGGCCUGUCGGGUAAGAGUGGUGUUUGUCAGGAAGGAAGGAAAUUGGUAGCCUUGGUUAUAGUAGCAUUCCCACCAGCUUGGUGCCAUUUCCCAGAUUGUAGCAAACUUUAGCUGCUUCAGGGGAAUAAAGCCUUCUGUAGACACUUAGAGUAGCUACUGCCCUCAACAGUAACUUCUUUUUUGCUUCCAUAGUUCGAUGGCACUUUAUGUCCAGGUGAAAAGUUUGUAUAGUUUUGUGUAACCUGUCUGGUUUCUUUAAGUUCUUCGAGGUGAUCAGUGUUAAAAAAUACUCUGUGGAUAAAUACCUAGUUCUCUCAGAAGCCCUGCUAAGAUGCCACUGGCUUGACUUCUGUACUACAACGAGUUCUGCAGGUUUGUUGCAGGUUUGUUUGUGGGUGGAGAUUUGGGGGUUUGCACCCUCUCGGAUGUCCUACUCAAAAGACGUGAAGGCUACAAGAGAAUGACUUGUUUCAGUCUCCUUUGUGCCACAGGCCGUCAGAAUUGUACCUGCACCUGCCUUAUUUCCCAUAAGCAGCUCUCCUUGCUUCUGUGAAACUGUUGCAUGAUACGCAGCAGUGGCACGUUGCAUAUUUAGCCCCAAACUACACACACACGAUGAGAGAUGCCACUACAAAAUCUGGGGUCCAUUUAACUGCUUCCUAAGAAGCAGUUAUGACUGACAGAUGUCUCAUCAGAAGUGGCAGCCGAAUGACACUGGAGGUGUGUCAGAUGGGUGUCAGGAGAGCAGUUUCUAGAUUAAUUUGAUCCGUUCUUUGAUUUUUGUACUUUACAUACCUUCAAGUUCUUACUAAGCACAGUUGCCUGGUGUCUUUGUGUGUCCUGUUGCUGUUGGAGAGGAAUAAAGGUGCAUAAAGGUCCUCAGAAAUGCAGUUGCAGUGUCAAUUGCUGGAUAGCAAAGCAAAGAGUUUUCCUCAGUUAUUACAGUAUUUUGUUCAUUAAAUUAAUUUCAUUCCUGGAAAAGAGGUUUUGUAAGGAUUUCAGUAUAUCAGGAGUACUUACUGCAUGUAGGAACUGAUCCUACUCCCACUGAAUUCAAUUAGAGCAGAUUUGGAGCUCUGGUGUAUUUUACAGGAUUUUUAUGCAUCUCAAGCAAGGAUGAUGGUGAUGUUAUACAGUAAAAGUGAUUGCCAGAGAAUGAAAUUUGACGCUGGUUUCCAAAGAACUUGUGAACUAUUCUUGUUAUCCUGAGAGUAGAUAUGUGCACUUAAAUUUCUUUGAUGAAUCUAACUAACAUUAACGUUGAAAGUGUUUCUCUCUUAACUUUUUGUAGGAUGAGGAAAGUCUGCUGUGGUUUCUUUGCUUUAAACUAAAGUCUUUGACAAUCACAAGGCUAUUUUUUCUCUUCUUUGUGACUUACUUUUAUUUUAAAUAACAUCAAAUCUACUUGUUAUCUAAGAGUACCUAAAACUAACUGUGUAGUGAUUAUUUGUAUUACCUGGAUUGUAAUGUAACUGUUUAAUGUAACUACGUAGGCUUUCAUACUUUCAUAAAAUGAACUGGUAGAUUUUCAAAAUAAAUUAAAAAGAAAAACCUU